AUGGUUCUUCAACAGUGUUUGGCCUGCAAUACAGCGGUAAGAAACUAAACGAAAAUCUUCGCUAGUUUAGUUCGAAAUCUUUCAGUUACAGCUGCUCCUGUCUAAGUAAUAUUCAAAUUUGUCGAGGAAGUUCUAAUUUUCAUAAAUUUUGUUCAGCGACUCGUCCAAUGGCUUUUCCCGAUCUUCGCUUUUACACCACACUGUUUGUUUGUAUUCUCCCCGUUUCUGAGUCAUUUUUAAAGCAAUAACCAUGCCGCUUAAAUACGAAGAUUGAUUCUUGUUCCAAACUAAUAGGUAGAUCCAAUUUAUAUGCGGCUCUAAUUUAGUCGCCCCGGCCUCCCAGUGACAACAUCCGUUUAAGACAGCGAUCAGACCGCGCCGUGGCCCUAGGUUCCUCGUCGUUUACUUGUCCGAAAAAAAACUGGAGAAAAAUUGGGAAUUUCACUUUGAAUAUUACUUGAAAAAAUAGUCCUGUGCAAAAAACACUUCUGAGGAAGCUUGACGAGAAUUCAUGUGAAUGGUCACACAAUAGAAAACUUGCUCUAACAGUCGAAAAAUAGAACCAAAAACCGGCCAUAUUUGACUCUAGAGGGAGCCAGGAGUAUUGUGAUAUUUAGAACAAACUAAAUUCGUGUAUAACAUCUGUCAAACAAUGAAAUGUAUAUAAACUAAAACAUUAGCACAAAGAAAAGCGAAAGGUCGAAACUAAAAAUGAGUCCGAUAAACGAAACUCAUCCUAGGAAAACGCUUUGGGUCAGUUAUUUAAACGAAGUCUAACUUCGGUUUAGGAAAUCUUUGAACCUCCAGAUCUCUUCUUUAGUGGGUUAUCUUAAGAAGACAAAUUCUUUUCUAGUCUUCGUUAUAUGCUUUAGUGAAACUGUUCACGAAAAAUGGUGUUUAGAUAAAAGCGUUCGGCAAAGUGAAAACGGCUUAGAACGCGGUUUUGUUCAGUAAGACACUGGCUAAACUCCAUUUAAAAAACUGACCCUGUGAAGUUUUUCGUGUCCGUUUAGUUCUACUUGUAUACUUAAAAGUAUACUGGCUAAAGGCCCGGCUAGUUGCUUAAGGCAAUAGUUGAAAGGAAGACACCCUGAGAAUGAAAUUAUAUAAGCUUCCUUAUCAUCGUUCUAUCGCCAAUGCAACAAAAUACGGCGCUUUCUGGCAACGCCUAACUCGUGUUUCCAACCUUCCUCAUCUAGACUUGAACAUUUGUAAAACCACAACAAACACUGCUCAAAUAACAAGUGCUGGAUAUUUGCGCACUGGGACCAGAAAAGAGUUGAAAUACGAAAUAGACUGAGCCUAAUCCUGGCUACAGAUAAGCGACAGAAAAGUAAACGGAGAGGUCAAAAUAAAACUCGAAAACACUUCGAACAAAUUUGCCCGAUAUUUGUGACUCUUCCAAAUGCUGAAACUUCAAAUUCCGCAACCAUUUUUUUCUUUGAAGAUUUUUCCAUAAUUAACAAAGAGGAAACGGAAAACUGACAAAUAAAUCCUUUUAAAGUGGGCGAGCAGGGCAGGCAGGGCGAAGUCAAAACCCUAUUCCUUUCAUACAAUUGCCGGAUUGCGCGCUUUUGCGAAACAUUUUGUUCUACAGAAUGAUAUCAACAGCAGCAACAGUUCACAAGUGAAAUAGAAAACAUGGAAGUCGAUGAAUUAAAUAAAUGUCUAGCAAAAUUUUACGUUUCCGUGAGGAAAACCGACGGCAGCUAUUUUAAGAAAACCAGCUUGUUGUCGAUCAGGGCCACCCUUGACCUACAUCUUCAAGCCCCAAAAUCUUUCAAAAACAUGUCUCUUUUUUAUUUUAUUUUCUCGAAUAAUCAUCAAUGUAAUUAUACUAGAACAAUUAGUCGCUUUCGGCGACUUAUUGUUAAAUAAUCUUAAUCGAUGUUCUCUUUAGAUGACUGACUCAUGUAUCUCGUGUGUGUGCGGUCAUGUGUUUGAGUAUUCAAAGCAGAUUGGCGGAAAGAGAUUCUCAGGUAAGACCAGGCGUACAUUUUUUGUCUCGCGAGCGUAUGGGAAAUCUAACAAUCCAAGGCCUUAUCCAAUCUAAUUCCCAGGGCUUUUCCGAGAUUGAGGCCAAUCAUCAUAGUGGAGGUGGUGUUCCGGCCACCUGAUAGAGACCUUUAGAUUCUAAGACGAGUACGACAAGGAGUAAAAGAUUUAGUACUGCUUGAGCGCGAGCCAGCGUCAUUUUGGCGGGAAACUUGGUAAUUAGUAAGAAUGUCGUAAUGGCAGGAACAAGUUUUGAAAUGCUAGAUGUUUUAUCAUUUUGCGAUCGGGAAAGGGCUUAACCUACUACGAAGAUAACAGUGUUAACUUUUCUUUUGAAAAAAGUACAAUGAAGCAUUCCGGGGUGUCUAUUUUUUAGAAUACGCGAAAAACUUAAAGUCAAAUCUCAUACUCGUAGUCGUUUUCGUCCUUGAACCUAAAGGUCUCUCUAUAAUCUACUUAUUUGUUUUGGCGAAGUGGGAGCGUAUAAAGGUUAUGGGGGUUAUGAACAAAUUCGCAACUUUUAUUACUAUUCCAGGCUUACGGAAGGAGUUCGUUCACGACCAAGGUAUAUGUUGAGAGUAAAUAAAUCUUGAGUUAAAAACAACAUUUAUCUCCUCAGAAUAUCGUGCCAAAUUGUACACUCGUCUGGAAGAUAAGAGAGUGAAGAAACUAAAGAGGGAACAACGAAGAGCAGAAACUAAAGACAAAUAUGCGGAUACACCAGAGGAAAAUAAGGUACUG
Porites evermanni is the source of this 2736-nucleotide messenger RNA. The record is from the annotation of a GenBank genome assembly. Lineage: Eukaryota; Metazoa; Cnidaria; Anthozoa; Scleractinia; Poritidae.